AUGCGUCACUCCUUACUAUACCUUGCGGCGGCUGCCUUGCCAGUCAGCCAGGCCGGCCUGGUGGCAUCGCGGCAGGCUUACGAAGUUGACCCCAACACAAGCAAGUACUGCUCCUGGUACCACGACAUGUCCACAGGUGAAACCUGCGACUUCAUCCUGACUUCUUUCGCCAUCUCUCUCGAGGCUUUCCUCCGCUGGAACCCAUCCGUUAAUGCCGGCUGCACCAAUCUGCUCCAGCAGCACUCGUACUGUGUCGAGGCUGCCGACGAGCCUGCCCCUCCGACGCCUUCCAAGCCUCCUGGAGCCACAGUCACCACACCACCUUCGACCACGACGCAGCCGCCGGCCCCAACAACAACUGGCAAUGGGGUUGCAACGCCACUUCCCACCAUGCCAGGCAUGACGAACAACUGCCGACGCUUUUACUUGACCCAGAAGGGCGAUACUUGUGCCGCAAUCGUUGCUGCUGCGGGAAUCAACGGGCCAAUCUUCUACGCCUGGAACCCUGCCGUCAACAGUGACUGCACUGGACUUUGGAGUGAUACCUGGGUCUGUAUCGGGGACACUGUUGGCCCGUCCAUCACGCUCCAGCCCCCGGCUUCCACAACGACAACGUCUGCUGGUAAUGGAGUCGUCACCCCCCAGCCGGUCCAGUCCGGCAUCACGAGCAACUGCCGCCGCUUCUACUUUGUCCAGAGCGGCGACACCUGCGACGCCAUUAUUAAAGCUGCUGGGAUCUACGGGCCAAAAUUCCACAUAUGGAACCCUGCUGUCCAAGAGAACUGCUCGGGCCUCUGGUCCAAGUAUUAUGUCUGUAUUGGUAACACGAUUGGCCCAUCAAUCACCAUCAACCCCCCAGCGGCCACAACCACGACUUCAGCUGGCAACGGUGUGGCUACACCUCAGCCGGUACAGUCAGGUAUGACGACUAACUGCCGCCGCUUCUAUCUCGUCCGGAAUGGCGAUACCUGUAAUGCUAUCAUUGCCGCUGCUGGGAUCUAUGGUCCUAACUUUUAUAUCUGGAACCCGGCUAUUGGUUCGGCCUGCACAAACCUUUGGUCGAGCUACUAUGUUUGCAUUGGCAACACUGUUGGCCCCUCCAUCACCAUCAACCCUCCCCAGCCGACCACGACCAGGCCCGCGGGCAACGGCGUCGCGACGCCGACCCCUAUCCAGACCGGCAUGGUGACCAACUGCAAGUUGUUCUAUCAGGUGCGCUCGGGCGACACGUGCGCGACCAUUGCCGCGAGCAAGGGCAUCACGGUCGCCAACUUCGUCAAGUGGAACCCCGCUGUCGGGUCGGGCUGUACAGGCAUGUGGGCGAACACCUGGGCUUGCGUAGGCUUGAUCUGA
Molecule: messenger RNA, 1353 nt
Organism: Microdochium trichocladiopsis
Lineage: Eukaryota; Fungi; Ascomycota; Sordariomycetes; Xylariales; Microdochiaceae
Product: putative LysM domain protein
Exons: 3
Coding region: 1-1353 (450 amino acids)
Source: RefSeq, a predicted model, not a curated record